This is a messenger RNA of Manacus vitellinus (golden-collared manakin), 1460 nucleotides long. It is a transcript of the gene IFT22, whose product is annotated as intraflagellar transport 22. The coding region runs from base 274 to 600 and encodes 108 amino acids. The transcript is spliced from 3 exons. NCBI's taxonomy places the organism in Eukaryota, Metazoa, Chordata, Aves, Passeriformes, Pipridae. The record is from RefSeq and is a predicted model, not a curated record.
UACUUAACCCCUGAUAUUUAUGUUUACACAGGUUAUUCAGACCUCAGGCCUAAAACCAGUGAUCUGUUUGAGACGAGGAAUAUUCCUGACUCUUUAGCCCAAUAUAUCCUUCUAUAGCUUCUGCUGUAAAGCAUCUGACAUUAGGUACUCUCUGCCAUGAUCACAGCUGAACUUUGUUUUGCAUAAUAUAUGCAAAAUAUUUACUGAAUAUACCAGUAAAGUCCACAGCUCCUGGAAUGGAAUUACAGGUUUGAAACGUGCUGGCCAGCUCUGAUGAAGGACUCUCAUGGGGUAAUAAUAAUCUUCAACCCUGAGCUGCCCAGUCACCUGAAAGAAAUUGAGAUGUGGUACUCCUGCUUCGUGCAGCAGCAGCCACUGCUCGACAGUCAGUGUCUCCUGGUGGCACAUCACAAGCCAGGCAGUGCAGAGGACACAGAAAACCUGUCCCUGGCUUACCCACUGAACAAACUAAAACUAAUACAUUCCAACUUGGAGGAAGAUCCUGAAGAUGUUCGGAUGGAAUUCAUGAAAUACUUCAGAAGCAUUAUCACCAUAAUGAAUGAGAGCAGAGAGAGGGAAGAAAUGUCAAUUAUCUCAUAACAUUAAAAAAAGGUACUGAACAGGGAAGAAAAAAUUAUAGUUUCCCCCUUGUAAGCCUGUGAAUGGGUCCUCACAAGGAGAAUUUGCCAGCCUAUAAACACUUCAGCCUGGAAAGAAGUGCUGACAUCAGGUGAGCUGUGGUGCCAAGGAGAGGGCUGCACAUCCAGCAAUCUGGGUAACUUUACACCUGCACUUUGGCAUCAGAAGUACAGGAAGGGAUUUUUUAAUAUGUUAGUGAGGACCAAAAGAGAAAGGUUUGGGUCAUCCCUCACAGAAGCCCUUUGUGCAGAGGGGUCAGGGAAUGAGGCCUGACAGAACAGGAGAUUUGUGGAGUUGGGCUGAAGCAUCUGAGUAAAGGGCUCAUGUUAGCUGGGUUCCUGGGCAAGUUAUGCCCUUGGAAGUCAGUACACACUGACUGGAAUAGAGAUCUGAGAGUAGUUGUGGUGUGGAAUCCACGUUGUUUUAUGUUCUUCCUGCCCAGCCGUUGCCUUGGCCUGACAGAGCUGGUUGCAGUCCUUCUCAGGACUAGGUUUUUCUUCUAUUCCAACAAAAUACACAUGUUGUGAGGACAAUGUUUAGGUCCCUCUGGGAGGAAAAGAAUUGAAAUCUCAGUGUAGUGCAAUAUUUUGACCUAUGUCAGGAGCUCCAACAGAGAAAAAAAUAGUUCUGCUUUCUCAAAGGAGGAAAAGCUGUUUCGAAACUUUUAUUACUGUUCCCUGUUGCAUUAAAAUAAGUGGUUUCAUAGAUAAUUUACUUUGACUUGUUUGGUUUGCACUCAUCCCUGUUAUUAGUGUGUUUUGCUGUGGAAGACAUUUUUUGUAACACUCAUUACUAAGGCAAUAAAAACAUUUUUAAAAUGU